This is a messenger RNA of Schistocerca piceifrons (Central American locust), 3935 nucleotides long. RefSeq names its product cadherin-23-like. Gene Ontology annotation, biological process: homophilic cell-cell adhesion. The record is from RefSeq and is a predicted model, not a curated record. The coding region runs from base 30 to 3698 and encodes 1222 amino acids. NCBI's taxonomy places the organism in Eukaryota, Metazoa, Arthropoda, Insecta, Orthoptera, Acrididae. Gene Ontology annotation, cellular component: plasma membrane; cell-cell junction. The transcript is spliced from 23 exons. Gene Ontology annotation, molecular function: calcium ion binding.
AGGAUGAAGGUGACCAGAUCAGUUACAGGAUGGUCCCAUCGACCCAGCUGCAGGUGGACGAACUCAGUGGAGAGGUGACCGUGAAGCGAACACUGGACUACGAGACCACUCCGGAGCUGACACUGCAGCUGACGGCCACUGAUCUGGCUGACCACCGUGCAUACGCUGAGCUGGUCGUCACCAUCAUCGACGUCAACGAUGAAGCUCCUGACAUAGACGCGGAGCCCUCCAUUACUAAUGUGACCGAGGUACCUGAGAAAGGUAAGGUCAUAGCACAAAUCACUGCCUCCGACCAAGACACGGAAGCAGUCCUGGAACUCUCCAUCGACUGGGACGCCUCUUCCGCCACCAAACUCGGUAGAAAAGUGGACGAAGUCGAUCAACCUCUCUACACAGGCGCCUUCGAAAUUGAGACUAUUGAAAACAAUAAGAGAAAUGUAAAGGCAAACUUAGUUACCACUGGAUCUCCAGAACUGGACUGGGGCAAACUUGACACCAUCUACCUCGUGCUGGUGGCGCACGACACAGCUACGGAUCAGAAGUAUCUUGAUAACAGCAAGAAAACAGUCCAAAUGACAAUUACCAUCGAUGACAAAAACAACAACGCGCCAGUAUUCAAUGAAGUUGGCACGCUGAGUGUGAAGGAAGAGGAGGCCGACCUUCCGAUCGCAUUCAUAACCGCAGUGGAUGCUGACGGCCCUGGUAACAACGAUGUCACAUACUCCAUUAGCGGUGAGCUGGAGAUGUACGACGGUUAUGUCACUAUAAACAGUGCGACGGGUGAAAUCCGGACAAUCAAGAAGAUAGAUUGCGACAAGGAGGGUUACGCCACCAUUUCAUUGGUCGUCAAAGCCAGUGACGGAGAGCUCGACACCACAAAGACAAUAUCAAUUUCUGUAAUCGACAUAAAUGACAAUGGACCGGUGUUCGAAGACUUCGAUACGGCUGUGUCCAUCCCAGAACGCACCGAUGACGGCACAGAAAUCUUGCAGAUCAUCGCAACCGAUGCUGACAUCACAGAGAAAUUCAACACGAUCAGGUACCAAAUGCAGAACACCGACGACAACCAGCUCUAUUUUGCGGUGGACAGCGUGACUGGCGUCCUGAGUGUGAGGCUAGCCGAGGGAAAGGUGCUCCGUCGAGAAGACAAAGAGACCUUCACCAUCGACAUCGUGGCGCGGGACAACUACAUCGACGGAGUGCCUGGUGAUGGAGACUCCAACUCCAACUCGAUAACAAUAAUCGUGACCCUAGAAGACAUCAACGACAACGCACCAGAAUUCUUAUCACCUGAUGAAGUCAUGGUGGAUGGGUGUUUCGUAUCAGACAUGGGUGAAAUCACUGAGGAGGUGUUGAAGGAUCAAAAUAUUGGAGAAGUAAAAGCGUUAGAUACUGAUGCCGGGGAAAAUGGAACUGUAUCCUACUCCAUCAUAUCCAUCACAGAUAUACGUACAGGGGAAGAACCAGCACUUUUCACUGUUGAUGAGACCUCUGGAAUAGUGACAGCUGCUGUUGACCUCUUAGACUUGUGGGGCGAGUAUGAGGUGUUAUUCAAGGCAGUUGAUCUUGGGUCACCACCUCUGACUGGCAAUAUCACCUACACCUUUUGUGUUAAAGAUGUAAAUAACCAUAAACCUUCCUUUGUGUACCCAGAAGAUGGAGACACCAUUCGCUUAAGAGAAACACAACGUGUUGGAAGCCGACUUUAUGAUUGGCAAAAUCAACCAUUACCAGAUUUUGAAGUCACAGAUGAGGAUGAUCCAUCAACUGGAAAUGGACAGGUGACAGUUACUGUCACAGGUGGGGCUGAAGAUAUCUUCACAAUAGGUGACAGUAAGGAUAAAAAUAAAUUCCAACUCUUACUCCUACAGCCACUUUCUGACUUCCCCAAAAACACAAGCUUUGAGUUACAACUGACAGCAAUGGAUGGUGGAGUUCCAGUACAAUCAAGAAAUAUAACGUUGCACAUCAAGAUCAUAACUAUUACAGAACAGCCCCCUAUUUUCUCAAAUCCACAGUGGACAACAAGUUUUCCAGAGAAUAGCAGCGGCGUUAAUGAGAUCAGAAUAAUACCAGAGGCAACAGAUCCCAACAAUGAAAAUCUUGAUGAAGAUGACCAACAGGCUAUAUACUAUUAUAUUGUUGGUGGAGAUGAGGAUUUGUUUCAGCUGAAUAACACCUCUCGUGAAUUAAAACUGAAUGGUCAAGAAUUAGAUUAUGAAAAUGCUACAAGCCACACCAUAUAUGUACUAGCAACUAAUAGUGAAAAAAAACCAGAAGACGACCCUGCUCUUGAGAACAAUGAUUCAGUACUGAAAUGCAUAAUACAAGUUACAGAUGUAAAUGACAUGCCUCCAGAAUUUGAAAAUAAUUUGAUUGCUGGAGGAUUUACUAUUGACUUUACAGUUGGUACAGUCAUCUUUACUGUUAAGGCCACUGAUCCAGAUCUGAAUGACGUGGUAACUUAUCGUCUGUACGGUGACAUAAGUGCAUCCACUGACAGUCUAACCAGUAUUAAAGAUAAUGCAUUAUUGGUAGAAGAAAAUGGUGAUAUAGUUCUCAAUUUUGAACCACAAGAUGAGACACUGGAUGGAUUCUUUUCAUUUGAAGUACGUGCUAGGGAUUCAUUUAGUCCAGAUGACGUAUUUGGUCAUUAUGCAGAUGCCGAAGUGCAGGUGCAUGUAAUAUCAAAUAUUCAUCGAGUCACAUUCCAGUUCCUCAACAACAGGACAUAUGUUGAGAGCAGAAGAGAUAUGAUGGAAGACAUUUUCAGUGAUGUAUUCCAGUAUGACUGUGGCAUUGAGAGCACCAAGCAAAGUGUUGAUCCUUCAAGUGGACUGGCACUAGCAGAUUCAACUGAUGUAGUUGCUCAUUUCGUUGAUGCUGUAGGGAAACAUCCAGUUGAGAGAGAUGUAAUCACACGGCAAUUUUAUGAGCAAGACACCUUCAUCCAGCUGCAGUCAAGGUUUUGGAUAGAGCUGAACCUUAACCUUAAGAGUUACCAGGAAGUAGGCAGCAAAGAUGCUACGAACAUAGAAGGCAUUCUAACCAUAAUAUUAAUUGUGGUUUCAGCAGUGCUUGGAACAAUGGUAAUAGUGCUGUUCGUGGCAUUCUUCCUCCGAACAAAAACAUUGAAACGUCGCUUAGAGGCUCUCCAAGAAUUAAAAUUUGGAUCCCAAAAUUCUGGCUUGAAUCGUGUUGGAGUUGCUGUACCUAAUACCAACAAACAUGCAGUAGAAGGGUCGAAUCCUAUGUGGAGAACAGAAGCAGUUAUUGAUUAUGACAAUGUCAGCCAAAGUAGUGGUGAUUCUGAUAUGAUUGGCAUAGAAGACAAUCCUGAGUUUCAGCCCAGUAAGAACAAAUCACAGAUCCUUGAUGGUCCACAGCCAAGAAAACUUACUGGGAUUCUCAACAAAGAAUUCACUUUUCAUCCAGAUGACUCUGAUGACAAAUUAAAAACUGAAAGUCAGUACCUAAGCCCUGAUUCUUUAGGUGAAGGACAACAACCAAGAAGAAUUACUGAAACACUUAAUAACAAUUUUAUUUUGCAAUAUGACAAUGAUGCUAAUGAUCUUAAUCAGAAAACUCAAAGUGUAAAUCCUCUUGCCAAUGGAAAUCUGACAAACACAGAUAAUUAUGAAGGAAAUGACAAUUUUAGUCUCAAGCCAACAGAGUCUGUACCUGUUACACAGUUGUAGUAAGGCUGCCUCAGGCACUGUCUCAGGGCAGUACUUAUAUCUUAAGAGUUAUGAUCUUCACUUCAUUUCUUAACUCUAAAUGACAGUGUGAGAAAUAUGUACUGCAACUUACUUCAUUUAGAGUACAGCUGAGCACUUAAGCUGUUAUGAUUAAUUACAUUUUUUUCUGUGUAUUCAUGUUUACCUUUAAAUGUCUGUGAUUUUCCUUGGAAGUUGUGAAUUUGCAUGAGACUGACA